ACCUGAGUAAGAGGCAGUGUCUCUAUUAUAACCUUCUACCACAAUUAUAACCCUUAGAAAACAUUUUAAUUAAUAGUUAGAAGCCAAAGGAAACUUGAUCAUUGUCCAAAGUACGACAUAGUACGUACUGUAGUGCAAAGUGCCUGUACGCAUUAUAUAUAUAGAAAUAUAUAGUGGUGAUCGUGGAGUGGAGUGCAGCAAAGACACGCCAUGAAUGGUUGACUCCAGUGAAAAAUAAGUUAGAAUGGAAGAGGCAGGUAGUGGUGAAGGGGGCUCUGGCGGUGCCUUCAGUCAGAUGGAUAUACUGACGGCACAAGUGCUGCUCAAGAAAGGGAAGCGCUAUGCUGCCAAGUAUCUCCGGGAUGAAUGUUUACGAAACCUCUCACCUGGGGAUCUGCAGACACCUCGCACACAGGUGUUGGGUGAGCUGCUCGACCUGCUGCUGAACCCUGCCAUGCGUAUAAAGAACUGGGACACCAUCGACUGGCUCAAGUGGCUUAUGGCUGCCGGUCGAACCCCAGACGACUUCUUCAAUACAGUUCGUCGGUAUGACAACGCGACGACGUGUGGGCUGGUGUGGACGGCAAACUUUGUGGCCUACCGCUGUCGAACCUGUGGUAUAUCACCCUGUAUGAGUCUCUGUGCUCAGUGCUUUCAGGAGGGAAACCACGAGGGUCACGACUUCAACAUGUUUCGGUCACAGGCUGGUGGUGCGUGUGACUGUGGCAACUCUGCUGUCAUGAAGGAGUCGGGUUUUUGUCAUCGUCACGGGUCACAAGCACAAUUAAAUAAGCCGGAAGUUCCACCGGAUCUUUUAGCAAUCGCAGAUGCCCUUAUGCCCAGAAUUUUUCUACGCUUUAUACAACACUGUCGAGAACAUAGCCCGGAGUCCUUAGACCAAGUAUUAGAGGCGAUGGAGGAGUCCUCUUUGUUCCUAGACCUCCUGCAGGACCUGAGUCGCCUGGGAGCUGCUAUGAGAAAGACCAUGACCAAGUCUCUAUGUAACCCAAUUGUUUACCGCGAACUGACCCAGACAACGUGUAACCACUCCAACCGAGAAUAUCUAUUACAGAGUGGGAGGUUGUACGAGGAAGCUCUCAACAGUAUUCCCUUUGGUGAAGUGCCUCCUGGAUAUCAAGAUGUGGCGACGCUAAACGGGCCGUUAAUACACAAGACGUUUUUAGACGAAAUAGUCUUCUGGACGGUCAAGUUUGAGUUUCCGCAAAAGCUGGUGUGUUUGUUGUUGAAUAUGCUGCCGGACACUGAGUAUGAGGUGAGUUGGUUGAUAGCUUGCAGUCUUUAGGCCUCGUGAAGAUUA
Homarus americanus (American lobster) is the source of this 1318-nucleotide messenger RNA. RefSeq names its product E3 ubiquitin-protein ligase Ubr3-like. Bases 245 to 1303 code for a protein of 352 amino acids. The record is from RefSeq and is a predicted model, not a curated record. Lineage: Eukaryota; Metazoa; Arthropoda; Malacostraca; Decapoda; Nephropidae. Gene Ontology annotation, biological process: protein ubiquitination; ubiquitin-dependent protein catabolic process via the N-end rule pathway. Gene Ontology annotation, molecular function: ubiquitin protein ligase activity; zinc ion binding. The transcript is spliced from 9 exons. Gene Ontology annotation, cellular component: ubiquitin ligase complex; cytoplasm.